Molecule: messenger RNA, 4253 nt
Organism: Jaculus jaculus (lesser Egyptian jerboa)
Lineage: Eukaryota; Metazoa; Chordata; Mammalia; Rodentia; Dipodidae
Gene: Gen1
Product: GEN1 Holliday junction 5' flap endonuclease
Exons: 15
Coding region: 663-3353 (896 amino acids)
Molecular function (GO): four-way junction DNA binding; 5'-flap endonuclease activity
Source: RefSeq, a predicted model, not a curated record
CGCUUCCGGGCUUCCGCACCACUCGGGUGUGAGAGGACGGGCCGGAAGUGUCCCUCGCCGGAGCGGUGCGGAGGCGGACGGAUGCGGCUCAAAGCGGGAGGUUUGUCUAGGUGGAAAAGAGAAGGUACCCGGGGCUAACCUGCCUGGCAACAGGUCCACGCAUGCGUCGGCGCGGCCAGCGAGUUGCCCGGAGGAAGCUGAGAGGACGGCCUGGGCGAGAAGCCAGCCGUUUCCCGGAAGGGGCGGGGCCGGCGCCCGGGCGCGCGAUUCGAAAGUGCUCCCCAGCGCUCCUCCGCGGUAACGGGAAGCUCAAACAUUUAAGCUUUAACUUCAGCUUGAUAAACGGCAGGUGCUUGGAGGCUGCAGUGGUUUAUUAAACUUCACGCCAGCCUGGCAAGCGAUGCAAAGCCAAGGAGGAGGGGCUCUCUGGAAAAUAUCACAUAACUAAGGAAAAACAGAGAAGAGUCUACCUUAAUACACAGUAACUCAAGCUUUACCUUCUGGGAACCAACAGAAUGCUAAUAAAAGGAAUGAAGAGAAUCUUCUAUGAAUUAUCCUGAAGUAGUUUAUAAUUUUGGAGUUCUUCUGUCAAACUUCUUCUUCUUUUUUUUUUUUUUUUUCCUUUUUGUAAAGUGUGUUUGAAAUAACAUAUAAUCACCAGAAUGGGGGUGAAUGACUUGUGGCAAAUAUUGGAACCUGUAAAGCAACACGUGCACUUGCAGAAUCUUGGUGGGAAAACCAUUGCAGUUGAUUUGAGUCUGUGGGUAUGUGAGGCACAGACAGUCAAGAAGAUGAUUGGAACAGUCAUGAAGCCCCAUCUCAGGAACUUAUUUUUUCGUAUUUCAUAUCUAACACAAAUGGAUGUGAAACUGGUAUUCGUUAUGGAAGGGCAACCACCAAACUUGAAAGCCGAUGUCAUCAGCAAGAGGAAUCAUAUUCGCUAUGGGCCUUCUGGAAAAACAUGGUCUCAGAAAACAGGGAGAUCACGUUUUACGUCAGUCUUAAGAGAGUGCCUUGAUAUGCUGGAGUGCUUAGGAAUUCCCUGGGUCCAGGCUGCUGGGGAAGCUGAAGCCAUGUGUGCUUACCUCAAUGCCAGUGGCCAUGUGGACGGCUGCCUCACCAAUGAUGGUGAUGCUUUCCUUUAUGGUGCACAGACUGUUUACAGGAAUUUCACUAUGAACACAAAGGACCCACAUGUUGACUGUUAUACAAUGUCCUCUAUCCAGAGUAAAUUGGGCCUGGACAGAGAUGCUCUGGUUGGAUUGGCCAUACUUCUUGGUUGUGAUUAUCUUCCAAAGGGAGUCCCUGGAGUUGGAAAAGAACAAGCGUUAAAACUUAUACAGAUUUUGAAGGGUCAAAGUUUGCUUGAGAGAUUUAAAACAUGGAUUGAAAAAACUUCCUACUCUAUUCCACGACCAGAAGCAGCUAAAAAUUUGGCCCAUUGUUCUGUGUGUUUGCAUCCAGGCUCACCUAAGGAUCAUGAACAUAAUGGAUGCAAGUUAUGUAAAAGUAAUAAAUAUUGUGAACCACAUGAUUAUGAAUAUUUCUGCCCUUGUGAAUGGCACCACACAGAACAAAGCAGACAACUCAAUGCAAUAGAGAACAAUAUUAAAAAGAAAGCAUGCAGUUGUGAAGGAUUCCCAUUCUAUGAGGUUAUCCAAGAAUACAUUUUGAACAAGGAUAAAUUGGUGAAGCCAAUCAUAUAUCAGAGACCUGAUUUAUUAUUGUUUCAGAGAUUUACCCUUGAAAAAAUGGAGUGGCCCAAUCACUAUGCAUGUGAGAAAUUAUUGGUGCUUCUGACCCGCUAUGACAUGAUAGAAAGAAAACUUGGUAGAAAAAACUCAAAUCAGCUACAACCAAUUAGAAUUGUUAAGCCACGAAUCAGAAGUGGAGUUCAUUGUCUUGAAAUAGAAUGGGAAAAGCCUGAACAUUUUACUAUGGAAGACAAACAACCUGGAGAGUUGAUUCUACUAACAAUUGAAGAAGAAUCAUUGUUUGAUGCAGCCUAUCCUGAGGUUGUUGCUGUUUACAAAAAAAAGCAGUUAGAAAAUAAAGGGAAGAAACAAAAAAAUGUGAAGAUUAGGCCUAAAGACAACCUUCCAGAAGCAGAUAAUGUAGUAAAUCUUCAGUCACUCAUGACUUUAAAACUCACAUGUGGAACCUUCCCUCAAGGGAAUUCCAAGAUAAAUAUAGCAGUAUCUCCAGUUCCUAUUUUAUCACAGGAAUCUCCUCCCUUAUUGAACAGCUUGCCUUUAUCUGGAGACACUCCCCCCUGUUUGAGAAUGCAAGAACAGUUCAUGUCUUCUCCUGUGAAGCAGGAAUAUAGUCAACCCAAUACUUCAUCCCAUAAUUUAUCUGUGAUUGCUAAUCUACAUUUGAGUACCAUUGACUGGGAAGGUUCUUCUUUUAGUAAUUCUCCAGAUAUUCAAAGAAACACUCUCUUUCAUGAUUUUCAACCACAGCUUGAAUCAGAACCCUCAGCCAUCCCUCAUGGCUUUGAACACAUCUCAGAACAAUCAUCCUGUGAAUCAGAACAGUCUACCACAGACAACAGUAAAGUGUUAGGGAGGGUUCUUCAAAAGGUUAGUACUGAGGAACAUCUGCUUCCUAGCAUUACUGGUUUAUGUCUUCAGGAUUUGCCUUUAAAGGAACGAAUACGUAUAAAAUCAUUGCAUCCUCAGGAUAAUGGAAAACCAGCUGUUGACCUGAAAAGUUUGUCCUUACUGAAGGUAAAAGAAACUGAUAUUGGUGGUACUCAUUCUGAAUGCUCAUCAUGUUUUUCAAAGGAACUUCUAGGAAUCCAUAUGGAUAGUGAAUCCAAAAAUUGCAAAGUACUAAAAGAAAACCAGCUACUCCAAGAAGACUGUAACGUGAAGACUUCCAUACCUCAUUCCCUUGACAGCCCAAUAGUAAAGACCUCCAGUGUUCAAGUCGGGCUACCAAUGACUGCUUUAUAUCCUAAUGCAAAAGGUUCUAUGCAAAGUAAUAAAAUUGUCAUGAAGAAGAGCGUGUGCCUUGAGAGAGAUUCCUCUGAUGAAGAAAGUGUCCCUUUGUACGAGAAUGCUAAGUAUACAAUUCAGAAACUGAAGCACAUUUCUCAGAAGCAUAGCCCAGCCCAGCUCAAAGAAAGUGAGUCCAAGAAACUCGGUAACUCUAAGACGCAUGGUAAAGAAACUGGACCCUGUGCCAGGUCUUAUAGAACAGCUGGAGAUACAGAGGACAGUUGCUCAGACCCAACAAAAAGUACUUGGGUUUACCAACAAUGUCCAAAAAAAGAUGGUGACCCUGUGACUUGCUUGGAUAGUCCUCUUCCUUUAUGCCAGAGGUUAAAACUGAGGUUCCAAAGCACUUGAUGUGAAUUGUUAAAAUGACAUUUUUAUAAGAAAUUGUCUUAAUAGCAGAGCUGUCUCCUCAGGCUUUAACUUUUUUAAAUUCUAUUAACAUUAGCAGAAGCAGAGGAAUAGUAUGGUAGAAAAGUUUACUGUGGUUUUAUAUUGUGAAGUAUUUCUGUCAUUUUAAUCAAAAUUGUACUUUUAAAAUGUUAAAAGCCAGGCCUGGUAGUUUGUGGUUAUAGUCCUAGCACUUGGAAAGUAGAAGUAAGAAGCAGAGUUCAAUGUCAGUCUGAACUAUGUAAACUUCAAGGCCAGCCUGGGGUACAUGAGAUCUUUUCUCAAAAAAAAAAAAAAAAAAGCAAUAGAAAAGUUAAAACUAUGAUUAUAAAAAGGUGAGCCUCUAGUGACAACCUCAGAUAAUACAUAUUUUAAAUACUUUUAUCUUUGUUUGUUUUCAUGUAUGUUAGUAUUUGUUUGGGUGGAGAGGCUCACAUGUGCCAUGCAUACAUGUGGAGGCCAGAGGACAGCUCUGGGGACUAUCCUCAUUAUUCCACCUCAUUGAAGGUAGGGUUUCUCUCUGAACUUCACCUGGCUGUUCUUUUUGCUGAGAGCUUCUGGGAAGUUCUCCCAUAUGGCAGAGUGCUAUUAAUAUCUUAUUAGAUAGUAAAUGCUUGCCCAUUUGCACAUUUUUUGCUUCUUGUGCAAGCUUGUGAAGCAUUUCUGCAUAUUCUAGUAUAUUCCUAAGUGCACUCUUGUAAUUGUACUGUUUCUGUUGUACGUUGCUGAUGGUCAUAUUUUCUCUUGAUGUUAAAAUCCCUCUUUCACUUUCAGUACCUUAUUCUCACUUGUGAGAAGUAAAAGUGUGAAAGGAAAGGAUGAUUAUGAUGUGGUUGUGAUAAGUGAAUAAACUAAGGAAAGUUA